Juglans regia (Persian walnut) is the source of this 865-nucleotide messenger RNA. RefSeq lists its product as uncharacterized. NCBI's taxonomy places the organism in Eukaryota, Viridiplantae, Streptophyta, Magnoliopsida, Fagales, Juglandaceae. The record is from RefSeq and is a predicted model, not a curated record. The coding region runs from base 67 to 777 and encodes 236 amino acids. The transcript is spliced from 2 exons.
UCCCCGUCGCCUUCUAGAAUUCCCCAUCCCCUCUCUCUCUCUCUCUCAGAGAUCGAAUCGAAGGAGAUGGGAGUGCUGUCGAACAAGAUCGAGAGGGAGAAUUUGAAACCGGGGGAUCACAUCUACUCUUGGAGGCACGCCUAUAUCUACGCCCACCAUGGGAUAUAUGUCGGCGAGGGAAAUGUUAUCCACUUUACUAGUGAUCCAGGCCAGAAUAGUGGAAAAGGAACUGUGGUAGACCGCAUCAGUGUGAGCUCAGCAUCUUCCUCUCGUCCCAUGGACAAUCCUUGCCCAAUCUGUGGAGAUCAAUCGAAUCUCAAUGGAGUCAUCACUUCUUGUCUAGAUUGUUUUCUUUCGGGUGGAAAUCUGUACCUUUUUGAGUAUGGUGUCACACGAUCAUUCUUUCUUGCCCAAGUUCGUGGAAGUACCUGCACUCUUGCUUCAUCUGAUCCACCAGAAGAUGUUAUUCACCGUGCUAAAUAUCUCCUUCAGAAUGGCUUUGGUUCCUAUGAUAUUUUCAAGAACAACUGCGUAGACUUUGCCAUAUAUUGCAAAACAGGUUUGCUUGUGAUCGGUAGCAUCAGCGUGGGACGAAGUAGACAGGUGGCAUCCUUUCUAGUAGCUGCUGCUAUGGCUGUAAUUUCUAAUCCAAUAACAUAUCUCACUACCAGUUUUAGCAUAUAUUGUGUCGCUCGUUAUUAUUCCGAUAUUGGAGUACGCAGUGAUGUCGAAAAAGUUGCUGUGGAGAGUCUUGUUGAGAUGUUUAAGCGGGGCUAAUCUUUUGAGUUUGGCAGGAGGCAUUUGCAAGGUGGUUGUAAUAAUUUGAUUGCUGCAAAUGUCAAAUACAUUUAUAAUGCUUUGUUUU